UCGGUUUUCUUUCCUCUAGCAUCCGAGCUGGGAGUCUGUAAGUUUAAAAAAAAUGCGCAAAUUAAAGUAGAUAUGAAAAAGAAAAUUAACUAAAAGGGUGAAACAAAGCAGUUAGCGAUUAUUCUAUAAUGUCUUUAGAGGAAAUGUUUUUCUCUGUCUCUGAGGAAAAGUCUUUUUCCAAUGAGUCGUGGGAUCCACUGAGUCUCCGGGGCUCUCCGGACGCACAGCUGUGGCACGAGGGAGUCGCGAUCGCAACCGCAUACGCACUGAUUAUCGUAGUAGGUCUUGUGGGCAACGUGACGCUCAUUCGCAUUUUCUGCUCUGUCAAGUCCAUGCGCAACGUCCCCAACCUGUUCCUGUGCAGCCUGGCGCUCGGCGACGUGCUGCUGCUCGUUACGUGCGCGCCCGUGGACGCCAGCCGGUUCCUAGCCGACGCGUGGCUCUUCGGAAGGACAGGAUGCAAACUGAUCCCGUUUAUCCAGCUCACGUCCGUCGGCGUGUCGGUAUUCACCCUCACCGCUCUGGCAGCCGACAGAUAUAAAGCCAUUGUGAAGCCCAUGGACAUCCCAACAUCCCACGCUACAGCUAAGAUUUGUUUAAAAGCUUCUGCUAUUUGGCUCUUGUCCGUGGUUCUGGCCAUCCCAGAAGCCAUUUUCUCUGACCUGCAUACCUUUCACAUCACACAGACCAAUGAAACCCUCAUAACAUGUGCCCCAUAUCCCCAUACAGGAGACCUGCACCCAAAAAUCCACUCUAUGGCUUCUUUUCUUAUAUUCUACAUAAUCCCCCUUUUCAUCAUUUCUGUGUACUACUUCUUCAUUGCCAAGAGCCUGAUUAGGAGCACAAUUAAUUUGCCAGUCGAGGGAAAGAUUCCUAUUAGGAGACAGAUGGAGUCUAGGAAGCGGCUGGCUAAGAUGGUGCUGGUGUUCGUUGGCCUCUUUGCCAUCUGCUGGCUCCCCAGCCACAUAAUUUACCUGUAUCGUUCUUACCACUAUUCUGAAGUGGACACGUCAACAUUGCACUUUGUAACCAGUGUGGUUGCCCGCAUCCUGGCCUUCACCAACUCGUGCGUCAACCCGUUUGCUCUCUACCUGCUGAGCAAGAGCUUCCAGAAGCAGUUUAACAAACAUAUGUGCUGCUGCUGCCCUCCUUUGCUACUGCACAUACAAAGUACAGUUCGUGGCAACACACACAUGAGUUCACUCAAAAGCACACAGAAUCACACCAUCGCAAGCUUCAGUCUCAUUAAUGGCAACCAUGGCUGUCAUGAGGGCUCUGUGUCUGCUUUGAAAGAGUAGUAAUUUUUUCUUCUUUUUCGCUGUUUACGAAUGGUCAGUUUUCUUCUUGGUUGCUGCUGUAAUGUACUGUAUUAUUUUCUUGAAUAGGUGUUGUGUUUAACAGUCUGCAAAUAGGCAUCAAUUUCCCACUUUAUAGUGCACUGAAGCGGGAAAGCUAUUCGGCCCACAUUUCUACCACACUGGGUUUGAGCAUAGUUUUCCUGAAUUAUCAGUGACAUUUGACAAGUCUGUGCUGCUUAGUGCUGGAUUGGCGUUGGAAGAAAUUAACAUCUGCUCCAAUAUACACAGUAAAAUGUGCAGUUGGUGAAAUAGUUUCCAUGUGUGGUCCUGUAGUAGACGUUAAUGAACAGUCAAAGUGUUUACAUUCAGUGUUUCCGUAAUGUUUAAAGUGUUUUUAAUCAUUUUUAUUAUUUUGGAUUUAAAUGCUGUAAUUGGUGUCUUGGUGUGUUAAUGCAUUAUGUUAAUGAACCAAACAUAAGCCUGUUAUUUUGGUUGGUCUGUGUAAAUUAAUGCUGUAAAAUAUUCUGUAGGGUAAAACUGUGUACAUGUGUACCUACUACAAAUUCUUCCAACAGGUACUAAUCUUUCUUUCAGAGACAUAUUGAUUUGUACAGACUUCAGAUUUAGUUUGUGCCAAGCAAUGCACAACGUACCAUGUUUAAGAGGUGUAGUUAUACUGUUGUCUCAGUUUGAGUAAUAAUGAGUUACAGCAUUGGUGCCUGAGCUGUACCUGCUUCUGUGUGCUAGCAGCAGUGUCUCGUACAUUAAUGUUUGAGUGGAAGUGCAUCAUUUUGCUUAUUUUGUGUAUUUUGUGGCUUAUUUAAGGUUACACUUAAACAAAAUAAAAGCAAAAAUAAAACAAGAAAUAAAAAAUAUAAAAAAACAUGCUGGUUUUCAUGGGACUCUGAUGUUGUAUCAGUGUA
Messenger RNA from Clarias gariepinus (North African catfish), 2221 nucleotides. RefSeq names its product gastrin-releasing peptide receptor (gene grpr). The coding region runs from base 129 to 1298 and encodes 389 amino acids. Gene Ontology annotation, biological process: G protein-coupled receptor signaling pathway. NCBI's taxonomy places the organism in Eukaryota, Metazoa, Chordata, Actinopteri, Siluriformes, Clariidae. The transcript has 3 exons. The record is from RefSeq and is a predicted model, not a curated record. Gene Ontology annotation, cellular component: membrane. Gene Ontology annotation, molecular function: G protein-coupled peptide receptor activity.